Molecule: messenger RNA, 2571 nt
Organism: Synchytrium microbalum
Lineage: Eukaryota; Fungi; Chytridiomycota; Chytridiomycetes; Synchytriales; Synchytriaceae
Exons: 3
Coding region: 1-2571 (856 amino acids)
Biological process (GO): mitochondrial protein processing; protein-containing complex assembly
Cellular component (GO): m-AAA complex; membrane
Molecular function (GO): ATP binding; metalloendopeptidase activity; zinc ion binding
Source: RefSeq, a predicted model, not a curated record
AUGCCGGGUAGCAGUAUACGGCUGCCGCUUGAGACUAUACGAAGGGCUCAAUCUCUGCUGUGUCUUGCCCACCAUGCAUCAACAUGUGCAUCGUCAUCACCAUUAUUGAGCAGGUCGAAUAACCCAUUACUGCCAAAGACAACAUCCAUCAUACCAUCCAUCCGCUCUCGGACCUCCAUAUCGCAUUACACAACGACUACUGCACACGUGUCUAUACCCUUACGGCACGUCCACAGAUCUCGACAUCAACUCGCAUUCAACGACAUCAUAAGGAGAUGGGCUUCAUCGGACCCGGCACCGCCUCCACCUCAAAAGGAUAGACCCAAAGUCAUACCAAAAGGAUUUGAAAACUUUUUCGAUCGUCCUAAUAGUGAAGCCAAAUCCGAUUCAUCUUCGAGUGAGAGUAAGAGCAGUAAAAGUAGUAGUGGAAGCGGUGGUAAUGAGGGAGACAAGAAGGAUGGAGAAAAGAAUAAAAAAUCUGCUAGUGAGAACGAAUCUGAAAGCAAGGCUAAACGGGAAAGGCAGAGAGAGCAGAAUCGCAAGGACAGUAGUAAAGAUAAAGAACCAUCCGAAAACACAUUCGAAGUCCUAACAUCCUUUAAACUCAACCCUACCAUGAUAUUCAUGUAUGGGCUACCAGCACUCUUUAUCGCAUACCACUUCUUGUCUCAGAUCAGCCAAGAGCAUCAAAUCACUUGGCACGAGUUUCGUGUAAAUAUGCUAGACAAGGGAUAUGUAGAUCAUCUAGUCGUCAUCAACAAGGGUAUUGUACGUGUGUAUUUAAGACCUGAUGCUCCACAAGCUCUACCCAUGCGAGGCACCGGGGGCCAACGACCAGAUCAGUCGGGUGUAGGUGGAUACUACUUCACUAUAGGUAGUAUAGAAUCCUUUGAACGAAACCUAGAAUCCGCCCAACGAGAGUUGGGAGUCCCACCACGAGACCGUAUUCCCGUAUCAUACUCGAACGAAAUAAGUACUUUAUCUUUAUUAUUCAACCUGGCUCCCACCUUGAUAUUGGUCGGUGUCUUGUUUUGGCUGUCGCGACGUGCUGCUGGUGGUGGAGGUGCUGGUCAGGGUAUCUUUGGUAUUGGUAAAUCUAAAGCUAAAAUGUUUAAUCAAGAGACGGAUGUAAAAGUCAAGUUUAAAGAUGUGGCUGGUAUGGAUGAAGCCAAGGAAGAAAUCAUGGAAUUCGUCAAAUUCCUCAAAGAUCCUGGUAUAUACGAAAAAUUGGGUGCCAAGAUACCUAAAGGUGCUAUAUUAUCAGGUCCACCAGGUACAGGAAAGACUCUCCUGGCCAAAGCUACAGCUGGUGAAGCAGGUGUGCCCUUCCUCUCGGUAUCUGGAUCUGAAUUCGUAGAAAUGUUUGUCGGUGUAGGAUCAUCUCGAGUACGAGACAUGUUUGCAAAGGCAAAGAAGCAUGCACCAUGUAUUAUCUUUAUUGAUGAAAUCGAUGCCAUUGGUAAAGCUCGUGGACGAGGAGGAUUUGCAGGUGGCAAUGACGAACGUGAAUCCACUUUAAAUCAAUUGUUAGUGGAGAUGGAUGGAUUUGGGUCAUCUGAACAUGUAGUAGUAUUAGCAGGUACUAAUCGACCUGAUGUCCUUGAUCCUGCUCUACUACGUCCAGGUCGAUUCGAUCGUCAUAUUGCUAUUGAUAGACCCGAUAUUAAAGGCCGUGUUGAUAUCUUUAAAGUACACUUGAAACCCAUCAAAACCACCGAAGAUCUAGAACGACUAUCUCGUAAACUAGCUGCUUUAACACCUGGAUUCUCUGGUGCAGAUAUUGCCAAUGUAUGUAAUGAAGCAGCUCUAAUUGCCGCACGUGGACACGCUGAAACAGUGGUCGAAAAGCACUUUGAAGCUGCUAUAGAACGAGUCAUUGCUGGUCUAGAAAAGAAAUCACGAGUAUUGUCACCUGAAGAAAAAACUAUAGUGGCCCAUCAUGAAGCUGGACAUGCUGUAGCUGGAUGGUAUCUCCAACAUGCCAGCCCUCUCCUCAAAGUAUCUAUAAUCCCACGUGGCGUCGCUGCAUUAGGUUAUGCCCAAUAUCUGCCAAAGGAGCAAUACCUGCAUUCUACUCUGCAGAUGCUGGAUAUGACGUGCAUGACAUUGGGAGGACGAGUGGCUGAAGAAAUCUUUUUUGCAUCAAUAACAACAGGUGCACAAGAUGAUUUACAAAAAGUGACUAGAAUGGCAUAUGCUCAAGUCAUGACAUAUGGAAUGGGUAAAGCUAUUGGUCCCAUAUCGUAUGGCAGGGGAGAUGAUAAUAGUCAGCAGUUGCAGAAACCAUACUCUGAAGAGACUUCUAGACUGAUUGAUGAGGAAGUUAGGUCAAUUAUUGCGUCGGCAUAUACCCGAACCAAGGAUCUCUUGUUGGAGAGGAAGGCUGAGGUGGAGAAGGUUGCUAAACUGCUGUUGGAGCGAGAAGUCAUUUCUCGUGAAGAUAUCUCUGCACUGAUUGGACCACGACCUUGGCCAGAGCCCAGAGAUUUCCAGGACUACGUUCAAGCGCGAACAGACUCCGAUAUAUUGGAGAAGCAAAAGCACUCGACUGAACACGAGCAAAGGUCGUAA